CUUGAGAUCAGAUGAGAACCUAGACCUCAUCCCUGCAUAAAAAUGGACACAAUUAACUCCAAUGGACGAGAAAUGGACACUGAAGUGCCACUGGUACAUGUUACGAAAUGUAUGUCAGAAAACAAACAAUUAUCGAAUUGUUUAGAAAAAGUGAACACGAAGAAACACAUUUCACUCUCAUUAAAUGGUGAUAAUUUGAAGCUGGGCGAAAAUGAUACCCGACCCGAAGAAAAACAUAACAAAAGAAAUACUCUUCUCAGAGGCAGGAAGCUGCGCAUCCCCGACACUUGUGCUCAUCUCGGUGUGAGGUGUAAAGCCUCCGAGGAGAGUAACCAAGAGAAGGGACAGUUAAUCCUACAGAGACCGUCAAGCUCCACUGAACUGACGUACGAAAACAGCCCGCCGAAAAGAGAUAGGAAUUUUAUUUAUAAAUCAUGCAAAUUAGAAAGAGAAAAGAUUGAUCAAGAGCGUAACCUUCCGAAUAUUUCAGAAGACCAAGUCAUGCCGUCCUUACCUAUUGAGACUCUUAACAACAAUGAAAAACUCAGAAAAAGCUCGUCCUACGUUUUUCAAAAGACUAGCAGACGAGAUUCUGUGGUAGCUAAAGAUUUUCAUGAAAGUGAUAGAAACGUCACUCGGCGCACGUCGUCGUUCACAGCACCCCACAAGAGACGGAACAGCCGUUACAGCAUUCACAGGAGGUCCGUCGACGAAUCCGAUGAGGGAAUCGAACACGUCCCUGAUAUCCUGAAAGAAAAUGGCUUCAUCAGCGUCGUACUUCCGGUCCAGAAACUUGAGACGGAUGACCGGAACUACGUUUGUAUCAACAUUGACACCAUCCGGAAGGCUCUCUGUGAUGCCGGCCUGAAGGCUGGAGCCUCUACGACCCGGAUUUUGUCCGGACAAAGUUAUCUGGUUUACGAGUGUACAGAGAACCAGGUUACGCCUCCCUCAGAUAAAAGUGAAGCCGCCGCCGCGAUGCCACCACUAGUUUCAGAAACUCAGAAAUGCAAACAACAAACAAUAGGGGAGACCAUCAGCAUGAUGCAGAAAUACCCGGAUGACCUAAAUACCCAACUGAAGGGUUGUAAAAGCAUGGGCAGCUUUGCCAAUGACGAUUCAUUGUCUGUUCUUUUGGCUAAGAAUGAGGGGGUAACCUGCCUAAUGACGGCCCUGACGACAUAUAAGAAUCAUGCCGAAAUACUCACCUCCGCCAUUGUUUCUCUAGCACGCAUGUGCGCUGCCUCGGAUGCCAGUUGUGUUCAUAUACAGAAGAAUGGGGGUAUAGCAGAGCUUCUGCGACUGACGAACUCCAGCAAUAACAUAGACGUCAUAGAGGGCGCUGUGGACAUCCUGGGAAGCAUGUCCGCCGUAGAAGAGCUACUCGAGAAGUUGGUUGAGGGUGCGGUGCCUUCUAGUGUUGUGACCUUGUUGUCUCGUUAUGAGGACAACAACAAAAUUGUCAGCAACUGUUGCUUCAUCUUGAGCAAUCUUGCCAACGAUUAUCAAACAGCAAAAAAUGUCAUGUAUAUUGGAGGAGUACACGUGAUUGUAAGAAUCAUGGAGAGAUUCCGACAUGACGAUCUAGUUCAAGAGAACGCUUGUAGGGCCUUGGGGAGCUUUUCUUUCCAUGAGGAUCUAAGUUCUGAUGUUUCCAAUGCCGGAGGAAUUGGCGUGGUUUUACAAACGCUUAAAAAUUUCCAAGACAGUACCGCUGUUUUAGAGUGUGCUUUAUGGGCUCUGGCUUGUCUCACCAAAUGUACUGAUGCAGGGGAACAUAUAUGUAAGAAAAAUGAGAUCUCGACAAUUAUUGAUACACUGAAGAAAUACAAGUAUGACGAAACACUUCAGGAAUACGGUUGCUGCACACUUUGUAACAUCUCUUCUUCUGUUCAGGGUGCCCAGGAAUUAGCCCUACCCGCCAUUGUGGAGACCGUCUGUCAGUGUCUGACCCAGUUCCCAGAUAAUCUCCAACUUCAGCAGGAAAUCUUCAUCUUCUUAGUCCCAGUACUGGCAAUAUCAGAAGAUAUCCAGAAAAAGUUUAUACAGGACAGCAGGGUGUCUAUUUUGUUGGAGAGAAUGACCACUUACAUUGACUGCCCUGUCAUACAGGAACAUGGCUGUCUUAUCAUAGGCUCACUAGCGGUCAAUAAGGCUAACAGAACAGUAUUAGAGAGACUGAAUUCCUCCAGAACAAUAAUCACAGCCCUCCUCCAUCACGAAAACUCGGAAAAGAUCCACGAGAAUGCGCAUAUAGCCCUCACCAACCUGUCAGCAGAAAUUUAUGGAAACAAAUCAACUGUGGAAAGAAAUGGAGGUGUUCAGGCCGCCAUUACAAGUUUAACUUCGAUGUCACAUAACCCGGAUGUUGUGGAACUAGCGCUAAAAUUACUGGGAAAUCUGAUCGAACUUGAUGCAUCCUGUCAUCACUUCAUCGAGGACAAAGGUCUAGAUGUUCUAGAAACCUUACUUAAGGAAAACAACUUUGAUCAAGAAAUAGAAGUAUGGAUCAGAAAUAUCCUCAUUCAGUUGGCUUCAGCAAGAGGUAUCCCCAGUAGCGACCUGGAGAACAUAGAGCGAGUCCUGAGUACUGUGACUGAGAGUCAGGGUAGCAGCAGUAAUGUAGAUGUAUAUUUGGUGCAGUAUUACGAAAAACUCGUCUCCAAUGUAAGUGGUUGUCAUAUGUUUAUGGACGGUGGAUCCUUUGAUAAGUUAUUGGAUUUAUUAAAUAUCAACACAACAACUUAUGAUUUACAGUUCUACGGUUGUAAAAUUCUAGCAGCUCUGGCGAUGAAUGGAUUCCACUCGAAGUUUUCAACAGAAAUUUUAUCUUUGAUUCACUCUGCCAUGAAGAAAUUUCCAGAAGAACUUGACCUACAGAUUGUAUGCUGUGGAGCUCUUUGUUAUAUGACAGAAGAGCAAGACUCACUAAGUAUUGCAUUCUUACAACGUGAGGGGAUGAGGACUCUGUUAUCAAUCCUUGACAGAUUCCAAAAUGAACCUAGACUAAUUGUUGUGGCCUUCAUGACAUUAGAAAAUUUACUGAAAUCGGACCGUGAAGACCUUGCAAACUUACUGGAAUGUUAUGAUGUAUCCAUGGUGAUUGAUAUCAUGGGCAGAUUUCCAGACAACGUUGAUAUCCAGAUAUUUGGUUGUAAACUAGUCACACUUGCCACUGAUGAUGACAAGAAGAAGGAGUUGGAUGCCACGCCUCUCCUUGACAUUUUGGACAGACGUAAAUCCAUGCAGGACGCCAUUAUCUGGGCGAAGCAAGCCCUCAAUCACAUCAAGCCUGGGUUGCUGCAAAUUGAGGAGCGGUAGAGACUUGUCAUUUUUUUCUUUAUUUAUUGUUUGUAUCAAUGUUUUCAAUAAAUUUUGAUGUAAAAUUCC
Saccostrea cuccullata (small rock oyster) is the source of this 3390-nucleotide messenger RNA. RefSeq lists its product as uncharacterized. Lineage: Eukaryota; Metazoa; Mollusca; Bivalvia; Ostreida; Ostreidae. The record is from RefSeq and is a predicted model, not a curated record. Gene Ontology annotation, molecular function: protein binding. Bases 43 to 3321 code for a protein of 1092 amino acids. The transcript is spliced from 21 exons.